AUGGACCGCAUCCCCAACGUCAAGCUGCCCAGCGGCACCGCCGCGGGCCGCCUGGCGCGCCUGGCCAUCAUGGGCGGCGCCGCCAUCUACGGCGCCAUGAACUGCUUGUUCACGGUGGACGGUGGCUACAGGGGGAUCGUGUUCAACCGCGUGGUGGGCAUCAAAGAGGAGGUGUAUCCCGAGGGUACCCACCUGAUGAUCCCGUGGUUCGAGCGGCCCAUCAUUUAUGAUGUCAGGGCAAGGCCCAACCUCAUCUCAAGCACAUCGGGGAGCCGGGACCUCCAGAUGGUGAACAUCAGCUUGCGAGUGCUCACCCACCCAAACCCCCUGAAGCUGCCUGAGAUCUACAGGAACCUGGGGACCGACUAUGCAGAGCGGGUGCUACCAUCGAUAAUACAGGAAACGCUGAAGAGUGUGAUUGCACAAUACAAUGCCAGCCAGCUGCUGACAAUGCGUGAGCUGGUCAGCAAGGACAUCCGCCGAAUCCUGACAGAACGCGCGCGGUUCUUCAACAUCGUCCUUGACGAUGUGUCCAUCACACAGCUCACAUUCAGCCGGGAGUACACCUCAGCGGUGGAGGCCAAGCAAGUCGCGCAGCAGGAUGCAGAGAGGUCCAAAUUUGUGGUUGACAGGGCGGUCCAAGAAAAACAGAUGUUGAUAGUCCGGGCGAAGGGUGAGGCUGAGAGUGCCAGAUUGAUUGGCGAAGCCAUCCGUGACAAUCCUUCGUUUAUCACACUGCGGAAGAUCGAGGCGGCGCGCGAGGUCGCCCAGACAGUUUCUAACUCAGCCAACCGGGUGUUCCUCAACGCGGACAGCCUUUUGCUGAACCUGGGGCAACUGGAGACGACCAAAGCGAAAAAAUGA
Molecule: messenger RNA, 864 nt
Organism: Ostreobium quekettii
Lineage: Eukaryota; Viridiplantae; Chlorophyta; Ulvophyceae; Bryopsidales; Ostreobiaceae
Source: the annotation of a GenBank genome assembly